Pimephales promelas (fathead minnow) is the source of this 3200-nucleotide messenger RNA. RefSeq names its product myotubularin related protein 7b (gene mtmr7b). Gene Ontology annotation, molecular function: phosphatidylinositol-3-phosphate phosphatase activity; phosphatidylinositol-3,5-bisphosphate phosphatase activity. The record is from RefSeq and is a predicted model, not a curated record. Gene Ontology annotation, biological process: phosphatidylinositol dephosphorylation. Gene Ontology annotation, cellular component: cytoplasm. Lineage: Eukaryota; Metazoa; Chordata; Actinopteri; Cypriniformes; Leuciscidae.
UGUGCGCGCGCGCGUUCUCCACCGUGUACCAGUCUGAGCGCACGGCGGAUCUCCUCACUUUAACCCGAGCCAUGGCUUGAAUUACAUUACCAGCAGGCUAUACUAUUAUAGAAUGGUGUUCUUUUAACCAACAUGCGACGCCCUGCUCUGUUCUUCUGACCUGAUAAACAGCCAAUACCCCGGUCGGUUUGGAUUAAUUUUCUGCGCAUCAUUUGGACGGCCGUCUCUAGAAUGGAGCACAUCAGAACACCCAAGGUGGAAAAUGUUCGCAUGUUUGAUAAACUGACCCCCAGGAAGUCUAUGGUGGGAACAUUAUACCUGUCAUCCACUCACACUAUAUUUGUAGAGAACUCGGAGGCCCGCAAAGAGACCUGGAUCCUGCACAGUUUGAUGGGUAAUGUGGAGAGACUCCCGACAAAUCCAUCAGGAAGCCCUCUCAUUAUCCGCUGUAAGAACUUCCAUGUUUAUAGACUGCUGAUCCCACAGGAGAAGGACUGUCUAGAUGUGCUGGCUUCCCUCACACGUCUUUCACAUCCAGAGCGCUAUGGAGAGCUCUUUUGCUUCUCUUUUAACCCCAACCUGGAUAAAGAGUUAAGGGAAAAGUCCUGGGCCUUCAUCGACCUGAAGGCAGAAUUCAUUCGAAUGGGAAUACCCAGAAACCUCUGGCAUGCCACAGCAGCCAAUCAUGAGUACAGAUUGUGUGACACUUACCCGUCGGACCUGUAUGUGCCAAAGUCAGUCUCUCCUGCUGUCAUUGUGGGCAGUGCCAAGUUCCGGAGUCGAGGACGUCUUCCUGUUCUCUCCUACUACCACAGAGAUUCCAGUGCAUCAAUCUGUCGGAGCAGUCAGCCUCUUUCUGGUUUCAGUGCACGCUCCUCAGACGAUGAGCAGAUGCUGCAGGCCAUCAUGAAGUCAAACCCUGUCAGCGAGUUCAUGUAUGUGGUGGACACAAGGCCAAAGCUGAAUGCCAUGGCUAAUCGUGCUGCUGGGAAGGGCUAUGAGAAUGAGGACCACUACACUAACAUAAAACUGCAGUUCAUUGGCAUAGAAAACAUCCAUGUCAUGAGGAACAGCCAACAGAAGCUUAUAGAUGUUGGUGAUCUCGUGGCUCCCACCAUGAGUGAUUUCCUCUGGGGUCUGGAGAACUCUGGGUGGCUAAAACACAUCAAAGCAGUACUAGAUGCUGGAGUAUUCAUUGCAAAGGCAGUGGCGGAGGAGGGAGUGAGUGUUCUGGUGCACUGUUCAGACGGGUGGGACAGAACCGCUCAGGCCUGUUCGGUGGCCAGUGUACUACUAGAUUCAUACUACAGAACGAUCAAGGGACUGAUGGUUCUGAUUGAAAAGGACUGGAUGUCAUUUGGACACAAGUUUUCCCACAGGUACGCUCAUCUUGACGGUGACCCUAAGGAGGUUUCCCCAGUUAUGGACCAGUUUCUGGAGUGUGUGUGGCAGUUGAUGCAGCAGUUCCCCUGUGCGUUUGAGUUCAAUGAGCGAUUCCUCAUACAGCUACACACACACAUCUACUCCUGCCAGUACGGGAACUUCAUCGGCAAUUGCCAGAAAGAAAGGAGAGACUUGAGGUUACAAGAGCGAACACACUCUUUGUGGCCACACCUGUGGGAUAACAGGGCCGAAUACACAAACCCUCUGUACAGGACAGACCACAGUCAGACACAGGGUGUUCUGAAACCUCUCACCACUGCCUACUGCUUCAAGUUUUGGAAGGGGAUGUACGGCCGUGCAGAGAAAAGUGUGACCUCACAGUCUCCAGCCGAUUGCCUGAACGCAGUAAGGGAGGAGUCACAACAAUUGGAGGAGGAGCUUAGCACCCACCAGGAGAGAAUUGUCGAGCUGAAGGAGAAAACUUCAGGGGAGAGGAAGGAGACCAAGAAGUUGUCUGAACGGCCCCGCCGUCCAAUUCCAAGCGAGCGUGAACUCGGCAGCCCACUGGACUAUUUCACUACACUGAGAAGUGAGAAACACACUCCUCCUUUCACACUGCCACUAGAGCUAGCAGCCCAACCUAAGAGCGGUGACCCCGAUGACCUUUCAACCUGCAGCGAUUUUGAGUCAGGCGUAGCUGACCUCAGUAGCCACUCCUCCAGUGCUGGAGACGACGCAAAGGCCCUUAUUAGGAUAAGGUGGUCAAAACAAACACCUGAACUAAACAGAACUGGUGACAAUGAGGGAUAAAAGCACAGAAACCAGUAUCAAACUGGGAGCUAUGUUGUAUUUUUAAUGUUAUUUUAAUUUUUCUUUUUAAAUCUGUGUGUGAAUUUAUAUUUAAUUAUGUGCACAAUAUCCAAGAUGGUCUGGCAAUAAGACCGCAUUCCAUUAUAGUAAAGUUAUUUCCUGUGUAAUGUUUUGGGUUGACUGUAUAUUUUAUGCGUAAUUAAUUUAUUUCCAUAACUAUGUACGGAACAGCAUAUUGAAAUACUACUCGUAGUAAUACGCAGAACAUAUAUCAGAUAUCAGAAUACAUUUGCUAAAAUACCCACAGCUUAAAAUACUGUGUCCCACAAAGCAAUGCAUAAACUGGAAUGGCUACAUUUUUUUUAAUCAGCAUUCUUGGUUACCAAUAGGUUUUUUUUUAUUAUUAUUUGUCUGAGAAUUUUUUUUUUUUUUUUUAACCUAUGUUACAUGCUUUCUAAUUUCACAUACUAUAUACAGCAGGAAGAGAAUGCUAGGAUUCCAUUUCAAACAUAGCCCAUAUCCUCAAGGAAUUUGGUCUGUGCCUAUCAAGACUAUUAGAUUUCCACCUGUGUGUUUCAUUGGUAUUCAAAGGAACUCUUAAAUAGAAAUUGUGAGAAUUUGCUGUAUAUGUGAAAACAAGAACUGUAUGUCAACCACACUACCUUUACUUCCCAUUUCAGUAACUAGGCAUACUCUGACACAUAGACAAUCAAUCCCUCACACAUCCACAUGAUUAACUUUUCAGCUAUACCAGUAGAUUUUGUCUGGAACAUAUGAAUAUAGGGCAAAAAAUGCUCUCAAUAAAAUGUUUGACAAACAACAAACAAAAUUACAGCAUAUCUGGAGCCAAUUUUUGCUGAGAAUGCUUGCGUUAAAUGGUGUAUCUGGGUACUCAAGUUAUUGUCAUUCUUUGAUGAACAUUAUAGUGAAAUGUGUAAUUAGCACCAUUAGCUCUUUCCCCGCCAAUGUUAUUUAAAAAAAAGUUGCCAAUCACCUUCAGGAUUUUA